AUGUCGACCAUUCAAGAUCCAUUGGACGGUAUCUCGGGUGAGCUUGCGAACCACAGGGACAGCCUCAAGGCGACUCUCUUCAUCUUUAGCGCCAUCUCCUUCUACAACGUCGUUGAGCUCGUCGUGCUCGUGCUAUCGACGUUCCGGCGUUGGAGAGGCCUCUAUUUCUGGAGCUUGCUUCUCUCCGGAUGUCUCGGGGUUGUCCCAUACUCGCUAGGAUUCAUGCUCAAGUUCUUUACCUCGGCAAAUUCCACCUUGUCGGUCACGAUGCUCAGCGUGGGCUGGUGGACAAUGGUGACCGGGCAGUCAUUUGUGCUCUACUCGCGCCUGCACCUUGUUCUUCGCGAUGAGCGUAUCCUGCGACGGGUGCUGGUGAUGAUAAUCGCCAACAUCUUCUUCCUGCAUAUCCCUACCACGGUCCUGACGUACGGAUCCAAUGUUGUCCAUCGAUCGCCUGUAUUCGUGCACGGAUACAAUAUCAUGGAGAAGCUGCAGAUGACCGGCUUCACGAUACAGGAGGUGAUCAUCUCGGGUCUCUAUGUAUGGGAGACGGUCAAGCUGCUCCGGCUGGGAUCGGACAAAGAUAAGCAGAGGAUCAUGCACCAGCUCGUGGGCAUCAAUAUAUUGAUUGUCUUGAUGGAUUUGGCCCUGUUGGGCCUCGAGUACGCCAGCUACUACGCUGUCCAGAUUACACUGAAAGGCGCGAUAUAUAGCUUAAAGCUGAAGUUGGAGUUUGCCGUCCUUGGCAGGCUCGUUGAUGUGAUACACGGACAUAGACGUCCCAUGAUGGGCAGAGAUGCCGUCCACCUCUGUUCGCUGGAAUUCAAUGCCGGCCCGAACAAUGGGGCUGUUCAGCCAGGUGUGAACGGGGAUGUCAACGUAUGUGAGAUUUCGGCGAUCAACAACGUCGAGGCCGAGAUGAAGAGGGCAAGCACUGGGAGUCUCAAGGGGCAAAUCCCAGAUGGCAAGAUCCUGGCAAUGACUGAAUUUUCAACAUGGGUUGAGCAGCGGUCCCAUGAAGAUGGUAACCGAAGGAUGGCUUGA
Messenger RNA from Aspergillus viridinutans, 1044 nucleotides. RefSeq lists its product as uncharacterized. The coding region runs from base 1 to 1044 and encodes 347 amino acids. Lineage: Eukaryota; Fungi; Ascomycota; Eurotiomycetes; Eurotiales; Aspergillaceae. The transcript has a single exon. The record is from RefSeq and is a predicted model, not a curated record.